GGCAUUGGACCAGGAUAGAAUCUUAAAAUAGUUCUCUACUUUGACAGUAAAUCAUUGAUAUACUUCUUUUCCAGUCACUGUAGUUUGCAUAUAAAUGAGGAUACCACAUAAGAAAACAUGAAAAGCCUUCCUGAAAUCUUGUUAGAUUCUGCUUCUCUUUUCUCAAGUCCUAUUAAUCAUUAAGAAGGAAAUUAGAUAACUUGUCACAACUUGUACUUGGCAGGUACAUGUUGUCUUUCACAUAUUCCUCCUAUCUUCUAAAUGCUUAAUAAUACUGUCUUCCAUUACUUGCUUCAGUAUUUGGAAUAACUGGGGGUAAACAGACAGGUUUUUUUAAAUCUUGAGCUUCUCUUUUGCCGCCUUCUUUAAAUAUAAAUAGUGUGUUUACUUUAUUGCAACAUUUGUGUCUUAUAUACAGGAUGAGUUAACAUCAGUGUUAAAUGAAUGGAAUCUAACUACUCUUUUGCUGUGUAAUGGCUCAGAGCUACUAUAGCCCUCUAUGGACUUUUGCUUGUUUCUUCGCUCAUAGCUAACUGAUAACACAAGCUGCCCGAGACCUCAUCUCUGCUAUAUAUUCUUUACCACAAAAAUGGAGAGAUACAACAUACUUACCUGACUAGUGAUAAGAUCAAAUACAUUCAGUUUGGAGAACUAUUCUCCAAUAUCUACAUUGCUUAGUUCAGUAUGAUAUAUUAACCAUGCAAUGAGUUCAAGAAGAUGUAUUAAAAGUGAAGCGAAUGACAGAGUUAAUUUAUCUGGGAGGCAGCUGGUAUGCUGGUGGACAAUUUAUUUUGAGUGGCCAGUUAAACAUCACAUCCUAAUUUAUUGGUGAGGAAGUAUUAGAAAAGUGUUCUGAGUGAAUAAAAUACAAAACCUUUUCUUUAACACAUUUUUUAAAAAAUUGGAAAAGCUGUGAGAUAAGAAGACUUUGAGCACCAGUCAUUAUGUCCUCCUUCCUGGCCAAAAUAUCCUCUUAUAAAAUAUCCUCUGCCAAAAUAUUCCCUGCCAGUCUCAUUUCAGUUAAAUUUCAUUAGCCUGGAAGCUACACAGAUACUGACAAAAAGCUAGAGAGAGAGACACAGUAUGUUGGCAUCAGAGCAGGUGAGCCCUGCUCAUUAUAAGGAUUCACUUUGUGUUUGAGGUUUGAUUCCUUGAGACUAUUUGUCAUUGCUGUCUGUUUCCAACAUGAGCAGAGACUGCUGAAAUUAUGUUGCUUGACGUAACUGCCUGCUUCUCUUAUUGCUGAAUAAUACUUCUGUCAUCACUUCUAAAUCUUCUGCUGCCUGAUUUUUUAGUGUAUAUCUUUCUUAUGCAUUAAUAGAUUUUGAACACUGAACUAGAAACAGCCUUGUGACAAUCCUUCCUGUCACAUUUGUUUCACAAUCUCUUUUGUCCAGGUUUGUGUUUUGCUUUGUACCUCCCAAUUUGUACCUUUUGUUCACUGACAUUGUCUUUAUUUUAACAGAAGUGUCCUUUAUUUUGGCCUCCUAGUCCAAAUUAGACAUGCCAUGUACUACUAUCCGAGAAGCCAAUCUAAAUUGCAGUGCAAAUGCAAACUGUGUUUAGCUUUAAUGUAGUGGCAAUCAACUGUCUACUUGAAUUAAUUUCAUCUCUUUUUCCUUUUUUAUUGUUCUAGCCUCGUUUCUUCAGGAAGCAAGAUUUACUCAGUUGUACUUUCUGUCAUUCUGAGCCUUGCAAUUUCUUUGGAACCUUCUUGAAAAUUUCAGCCAAUUUUGAGAGUGCUCAAGGUCUCAGUGUUACAACAAGCUGAAUGGAGCCAAGCAGUCUCCCACUGAGGGCAGAGAUGCAUUUCAGCGCAUUUAUUUGGACAUGUACUGGAUACAUAAAGGAUACUGCUAAAAUUCCUUCCAAAAGAGAAAAUUCUGUUAACGCUUGUUCUCUCUUAGCCACAUGUAGACUAGCUUAUCCGUUACCCGUUACUGGUAUUAAUUAGGCAAUGCACUCUCAUUUUUCUUUCAUGUCAUCACGUAGUCAUUUGUAUCAUUUGUAGUCCUUCUUUAUAUGAAACAGCAUUUUUAUGCUGAUUGGGAUAAUUGUAUUUAGCUAGUUCAUAUACUGGAUUUCUACAAAUUCUUGUCCUUUUGAUUUUUGAAAGCAUUGUUUCUGGAAUUUGGUUGUUGUUGUUGUUGUUUUGUUUUCAUGGUUUUUCCCUUGGCAUCUUGAAGUGCUUCUAUUUGUUGCUUGAUGUUGAGUAACAUCUUGCAAAUUUGCUAAUGAAAUCAGAAUUUCCCUAACAAAAUUUAGAAGUUUGCUAUUAUCCUGCAAUAUACAACUUGAUGUACUUAAGGAUGCAUACACUUCAUGAAUAAGCUCAUGAAAGCUGUAUUUUCCUGUUCAGUAGAAAUAAUCUUAUUAUUUAUGGAUUUGCCCUGAUUAGACCAAGGGCCUGUAUGCUUAUGUUUAUACUAUAUAUUUCCUUUUACUGCAAAUCCAGAGAAAAUAUUAAGCACACAACAUAGUCUUAUUCCAAGUCAUAAAACCACAGGAAACUUGGCUUCAUACAUUCUACUGCUUGUUCACCGUUCCUUGACUUCUACCUCUUCCUACCCUUUUCUGUUAUGCUUCUUGCUGUCUGUCUUUCUUGCAUCAAUUUUAAGCUACUGUAUUCAAAUAUCUCUUUUCCAAAUUUUUUCUCUCAUAAAUCUCUCUCAUUUACAUUUUCCUUCCUCAAAAUACCUUCCAACUACGUUUCUCUCAAUUUCAUAUUUCUCCAAGCUACUUUGCCUGCUUCCCACAGUCUUCCCACACUAUAUCUGAUAUAUACACCUGAUCUAGAGGAAAGUGUCCCCUGCCUAAAGCAGGGGAGUUGGAACUAGAUGAUCUUAAAGGUCCCUUCCAACCCAAACCGUUCUAUGAUUCUAUAUCCAUAGGAUUGCAUGUGCAUGUACACACACAUAAUAUCUAUGCACACAAAGAAAAACAUUUUUUUUUCCAUAUCUGAUUUUCUCUGCUACCUUUCUCUCACAGUCAUGUUUAGGGAUAAGAUUAGGAAUAUAUUUUUUUCAUUGAAACAGUUCAGAAUAAUUAUUUUUACUCUCCUCUCUCUUCUCUUGUCUGUAUCUUUUGCUAUCAGCCACAGAAGAAAGAGACAGAUGUUAAUGCUUUAUACUGAUUGCAAACCUCAUUAUAUUCUUGUGUAUGAUAGUUUUUACAUACACUACAUGGUACAGGACAUAACCACCUUGUGGUUCAACAAGCUGGACUAGGUCUACAUUCUGCUUCAUAUUACUUACUCAGAUGUAUUUUCCUCCAUUUCUUAGUCUACACUAUAAAUCAUAGAAUCAUAGACCGGCUUGGGUUGGAAGGGACCUCAAGGAUCAUCAGGUUUCAACCUCCCUCAACACUGCCUCAGGCAGUGUUGCCAGCUGCUAGAUCAAGUACUAUAUCAGGUUGCCCAGGGGCCCAUCCAACCUGGCCUCAAACAUUUCCAGGGAUGGGGCAUCCUUCUCGGGCCCUCUCUGGGCAACCUGUUCCAGCACUUCACCACUCUCUCAGUGAAAAAAUUCCCCGACAUCUAAUCUAAAUCUUCCCUCCGUUAGUUUAAAAUAACUCCCCUUUGUCAUAUCACUAUCUACCAGUGUAAGAAGUUUAUUUCCCUCCUGUUUAUAAUCUCAAUUUAAAUACUGGAAGGCCACAAUGAGGUCUCCCUGCAGCCUUCUCUUCUUCAGAUUGAACAAGCCCAGCUCCUUCAGCCAGCCUUCACAGGAGAGGUGCUCCAACCCUCUGAUCAUUUUUGUAGCCUUCCUCUUCACCCUCUUAACUCUUAAAAUAUAUAUCUCAACUAAAUUAUUUAUGGAAGUAUGCAUCUCACUGCAUUGCAUAUAUGUGUUUUCUAUUAAUCAGGUUAAUCAAGGAUGAGAACAUGACUUAAAUUAACUUUAUGUUCCUUCUGUAGGAAGACUGUGCAGGGAAAAAAUCACUGGACUGGAUGAAAACUGAAUGUGGAGCGAGCCGCUGCAUGUAGGAGGACCGCGGGUCGCGCGCACGGAAAAUGCCUCUGCGGGACAAGUGCUGUCAGACGGACCACCACCACCAGCACGGCUGCUGCGAGCCAGUGCAUAUAUUGGAACCUGGUGAUCCUCCACUAUUACAGCAGCCUCUGCAAACAUCAAAAUCUGGUAUUCAACAAAUCAUCGAGUGUUUUCGAUCAGGAACUAAACAACUUAAGCAUAUCUUGUUGAAAGAUGUGGACACCAUUUUUGAGUGUAAAUUGUGCCGGAGUCUCUUCAGGGGAUUACCAAAUUUAAUUACUCAUAAAAAGUUUUAUUGUCCUCCAAGUCUUCAAAUGGAUGACAACCUUCCGGAUAUAAAUGAUAAACAGAGUCAAGCCAUAAGUGACCUCCUGGAAGCAAUCUACCCAAGAGUAGAUAAGCAAGAAUACAUAGUUAAAUUAGAACCCAUAGAAACUAAUCAGAAUGCUGUAUUUCAGUAUGUGUCGAGGACUGAUAGCCCAGAUGAGAACACAGAAAGUAGUACUGCUACUGAUCAAGCUCCAGUACCGGUACAGGAACCCAGCACUGAACCACCCAAGGCUGUUUCAGCUCCAGCUCCAGUUGGGGAGACUGUGGAAUUACCUCCUGCUGAUCCUGUUACAAACAAGGUGAUCCCUGCUCCUGAAGAACAGCCUCCAGCAGUAACGCCUGAAGUGGACUCUUUGGAUAAUUCUGAUUUUGGCCACCAGUUGAUUUGUUGUCUUUGUAGAAAAGAAUUUCAUUCUAGACGCAGUGUACGCCGGCAUAUUAGAAAAGUACACAAAAAAAAGAUGGAAGAGCUAAAGAAGUACAUAGAAACAAAAAAGAAACCAAAUCUGUGCUCUGCAAAAGGCCGAAAUAAGAACGUUCUUGUAGCAUUAGGUAGAAGUUGUCCUGUAUGUUAUAAAUCAUUUGCCACAAAAGCCAACGUAAGAAGGCAUUUUGAUGAAGUCCAUAGAGGAUUAAGAAGGGAUUCCAUUACUCCUGAUAUAGCUACAAAGCCUGGGCAACCUUUGUUCUUGGAUACAGUUUCUGCUAAAAAAUCUUUUAAGACCCGAAAACAAAAGUCGUCUUCAAAGGCUGAAUACAAUUUAACUGCAUGCAAAUGCCUUCUGUGCAAGAGAAAAUAUAGUUCACAAAUAAUGCUGAAAAGGCACAUGCAAAUUGUUCACAAGAUAACUCUUUCUGGAAAGAACUCUAAAAGAGAGAAAGGGCCCAACAAUACUGCCAAUGGAACAGAAAUAAAACUAAAAGUUGAACCAGCAGAUUCUGUAGAACCUUCACCCCCUUCCAUCGCUCUUUCUCCACAGAAUGAAUUAAAGGGAACAAAUCAUUCAAAUGAGAAAAAGAACACACCGUCAGCACAGAAAAGUAAAGUUAAACAGGACCCUGAAAACCCUAAAUCAACCUCUAAGUCAACCACUAAAUCAACCUGUAAAUCAACUACUAAAUCGACUUCUAAAUCAACCAAUGCAUCUGCUGCAGGUGGCCAGCAAAAAACCAGGAAGCCAAAACUUUCAGCUGGCUUUGACUUCAAGCAGCUUUACUGUAAACUCUGUAAACGCCAAUUUACUUCGAAACAGAACUUGACAAAACACAUUGAAUUACACACAGAUGGCAAUAACAUUUAUGUUAAAUACUACAGGUGUCCACUCUGCUCUUAUGAAACACGUCGCAAACGUGAUGUGAUAAGGCAUAUAACCGUAGUUCAUAAAAAGUCACCACGCUACCUUGGGAAAAUAACGGCAAGUUUAGAAAUUAGAGCAAUAAAAAAGCCAAUUGAUCUGGUUCUAAAUAAGGUGACAAAAAGAGGCCCUCAGAGGGAUGAAACAAAACAGAUUGGUUCAAAACACGAUGUCACCUCUAAUUCGCCCAAUAAAAAGUAUGAAGGAGCUGAUGUUGGCAUUGAAGUAAAAGUAACAAAAAACUUUUCUCUUCACCGAUGCAAUAAGUGUGGGAAAGCAUUUGCCAGAAAAGCUUUUCUAGAACAUCAUAAGAAAACCCACAAGGCGAAUGUAUCUCAUUCACCUGAAGAAAACAAAACCAAAGGCAGAAGUACAAGAUCUAAAGCUGUUGUCUGGUUCAAGUGAUGUUCGGAAAAUUUGGAGUUCAUUUGCAUGAAAAAGACUUUAAUGUGGUGUUGGAACUGCUAAUAUCUUGAUAAUGGUACUAUAAGGAGGAAAUAUCUUCAUAAGCUGUUGUUUUCUUACUAAAUUGCAUCCAUUCUGACUGCAUGUUGUUAGUGCCUCCUCCCAAAACACUGCUGUAGUUGAAAUGCACUUGUGCUUCUAAAUUAGCAGUUAACUAUGCUUAUCUCUGUUUGACAAGGUUUGACAAGAACUUUCUGAACUUAAAAAACAAAACAAAACAAAAAAACAAUACAGAGGCAACUUGACAAACAACAGCUUUGGAAGAAGACUUUUGUUCCUCAUUUAGGAAAUGAUCUUCAGAGAGCUCAUCGUACUGUUCCUCCCUGAUAGUGCUAAUUGAUGAACAGCUCUAACUUUUUUGUGAUAUCCUACUUUGGCAAUUGUUAUAUACUGUUUUAAACUUAUUACAAAUGAAUGUAUAAGAGCAAACAUGUAGUGUACAUUGGCUGAAUUGUACUAAUUUUUAGUAUUUGCCAUAACAUCAGUUUGUUCAUAUAGACUAAUUUCCCAGUUCUGGGACAUUCUGAAUUUCACUGUACUACAGUCGCUUCAAAGAUGUCCAUAUUUUUUCCAUAUGUGGUUCAUCGGACAGCUUGAUAAACAUCUAGGAUGUUUACAAGAAUAUCCACAUUCCUCUAUUCUUUAAUUUUUUAAAAAAAAUAUAUACAACAAGCACUUUAAUGGUAGUUGCAGUUUAUUUUUUCAAUUUAUUUUUUGAAAGUUCAACACACUAAUGUUAAUAUGAAGGUAGUGAAUAUUCGUCGAUGUGUUAUAGACAGACAAUCUGUGCACAACCACUUAUAAUGUUAGUUUAUUUCAUUAAUUAUUAAUAAAAAGGGAGGAUAGUAUGAGAGAAACUCAAAGUAAUUUUUCUCUCAAUAUGAUAAAUGACCACUCUAGAUAGCACUUGAAUUUGUAUAAUUUGAAAAAUGUUUUAGAUCCUUUUUUAUUUUAACCUUUUAACCAGGAUUUUAGGAAACGUGUUGCAUGCCUGCCAUUGUGGAAUUCUUGGCAGUUUUCAUGCAGCAGUGGUUUUGUCCUUUUUUUUUUAUGUUUUAGAAAAUAUUUUGUUUAGUGAUUUGUGUCAAAUUGCUACAAUUUGAAAGGUACUGUACAUCAGAAGAAAUGUCAUGUUUUUUAUAUAGGUUUACUCCCUUACUUAGGGAGGUGCCUCGUGUUCAUAUAUACUUUUUGUAUAAAAUAUAUCUAAAAUUGUUGAUCACAAGAUCAGGAGUAAAAAUACUUAUAUGGAUAGAGAAAUAUUUGGCCCUGUUAGUGCGUUGCACUACAAGUACUGUGAAUGGGAACUGGACUGUAGCUGUUGCUCAAAAUGUUCUAUGUUGAAUGUACAUGCUUUUGUUUGGAUAAAUGUAAUGUGUUUGGCUGAAAAUAAAGCAGACUGGAAAUCACUUUUAAGUGCGCAUAAACAGAAAGACGUUUUUAUAAUAUCUGGAAUAGCUGUCAUUCCACAAUCAGAUAAUACACUUCUGUAUUUUUGUAAAGUUUACCCUCUGAUCAUUGAAACUAGUUGUUUGUAAUAUUCUGUUGUAAUAAAUGUUUUUGUUUUGAUAUUAAAAGUUUGGCACUUGUGGAGUGAACGUUUCUCCACGUUGGUGGUUGACCCUUUGA
Numida meleagris (helmeted guineafowl) is the source of this 7771-nucleotide messenger RNA. RefSeq names its product zinc finger protein 800 (gene ZNF800). Lineage: Eukaryota; Metazoa; Chordata; Aves; Galliformes; Numididae. The record is from RefSeq and is a predicted model, not a curated record. Bases 4013 to 6082 code for a protein of 689 amino acids. The transcript has 6 exons.